This is a messenger RNA of Adineta ricciae, 3213 nucleotides long. The record is from the annotation of a GenBank genome assembly. NCBI's taxonomy places the organism in Eukaryota, Metazoa, Rotifera, Eurotatoria, Adinetida, Adinetidae.
AUGAUGAAAUCGAUAACGACUUCGUCAUCCAAUAGAGAAGCUCAGUUACAAAAAUGGCAACGUCAUCUUCAUGGUCGCACCCACCUAAGUUAUCAAGAAUUUCUUUAUUUGCUCCGGCAACGUCAAUUGUUAGAAUCACUCUUUUGGUUAUUUGAUCGUGAUUCAUGUGGUUCAUUGUGUGAGUCGGAAUGGAUUGGAUCGAUUUACAAAGUUGUAGAAACAGCAAAUCGUACGAAAGAUGUUCGAUCCUUGGAACCAUUUACCAACGGUUUCAGACGUAUUUGCCCUGAACAUGACGCACUAUCAUUAAAUAACUUCUGUAAAUUAUUCGAAGAUUCUUCAUUUCGUCGGCAAUUUGCUUUAUUAUUCAUUGGUGAAACAAACAUAUUGACCGUCGCCGAAUUUUUCAAUAUUCUCCGUACUGUUUCAUAUGUAAAAACUGAUAUCAAAUGGCUGUCAUGGCUCACUUAUCAAUUUCAUAUGAUAGUGAGCAAACAUCGAAAUAGUUCGCCUACAGAAGAAAGUAUGGACUUGGAAACAUUCACCAAGAGUUUCUACUUCAAAGUUCCUCAGUUAGCGGCAAGUUUGUUCAAUUAUUUGGAUACGGAAAAAACGGGUCGAUUGAAAUUAGAAGUUCUCAUUGAUAAACUCGAAGCGAUUGUCAAUGCGAAUGAUAUUGAAAAGCUCGAAUUUCUUUUUCGAAUUUUCGAUCAUGAUGGUGAUGGAAUUAUCGAUUUCAAUGAAAUGAAACUAUUACUUCGUUGUUUCCUCGAACAAUCGCCAUCAUUGGACUUAGAAGAAACAUUAGCCGAAUUAACUGCAAGUUUAUUUCAAGAAACUGAUGUUGAUGGUUCAGGGGAUAUAAGCUUAGAAGAAUUAACCAGCGCCUUCAAUCGAAAUGAACAUUUAUUCAAAGUUCUUUCACUCAGUACCACUAGUUGGAUUCAACCGAAACCAGCGUCGAUUAGCAAAAGUCACAAACGUUCGUUAACAAUUCGUAGUUGGAUACGAAAUAACAUUGAUCUCGUCUUUUUCUGGUCAUUGUAUCUAAUCAUUUGCCUAUGUAUAUGUAUCAAUGUCUUUCGAAUUUAUCUCAUCCAACAACAAGCACAUUUCCUCGUCAUCAUUGCUCGAAUUAACGGUGGACUAUUGAAUUUUAAUUGUGCUUUGGUACUUUUACUGAUGCUACGCAAACAUAUUACAUGGCUAAGAACAAAAGGUGGUGGUAUCAUUCUUCCGCUUGACCAUCAUAUUGAUAUACACAAGAUCAUUGGAAUUAUCAUUCUGGUUGAAUCAAUACUGCACACCGCUGCACAUUUAGCUUAUUUAGGUCAUGUGUUCUAUGUUUGUUCGUUGCCAAGAGAUUGCGGUUUUCCAUGUCACAGCAAUUCGAGUACUCUUCAUUAUCAUUUGUUCAAUGAAUCGGCAUCAAAUCGAAUGAUUUUAACAACAAGAUAUCAUUAUGAUUCGCUGAUAAACCAAUGUGAUCAGUUUAAAUACCACGGUUGUGGCGGAAAUUGGAACAAUUUCGAUACGGUAGAGAAAUGUGCUACUCGAUGCAAACCAUAUCGUGACACACAUCAUAAUUAUGUUGAUGCACUUAUCACAGCUAAAUUAGGCCUUGGAUACAUCACUGGCGUGAUUGAAUUCAUUUUAGGAGCGAUUUUUUAUAUCAUGUGCUUACCUUUCGUCAGAAAAAGUGGUCAUUUUCAAGUUUUCUAUUGGUGUCAUAUGUUAACUCUUCCUUGGUUGAUUAUCAUGCUUUUACAUGGGCCAAGGUUCUGGAAAUGGUUAGCUGUACCCGGAGGUUUGUACGCCAUUGAGAAAAUUCGACGAUAUCAUCAAUCACGAUCAAAUAAACGUGGAGAAACGUUCAUCAUGGAAGCAAUCUUAUUGCCGUCUCAAGUUAUUCAUUUGGUGAUUAAUAAACCAAGGAAGUUCACUUAUAAACCUGGUGAUUAUAUUUAUAUAAAUAUUCCUGCAGUAGCCAGUUUUGAAUGGCAUCCAUUCAGUAUCAGUAGUGCCCCGGAACAUAAAGAUAGUCUUUGGCUUCACGUUCGGGCCUGUGGCCACUGGACACGACGUGUUUACGAUUUAUUUCGAACUAAAUUACAACAAGAUCAUGGCGUUUCACUGGAUGAAAAUAGUCAUAUUAAUCUUCGAACAUCGAUGCGUUCUCGAAUGUCGAAAACUUAUAUCAGCGAAUUACGUGGUUCAAAUCCAGAUGAAUCAGAACUUCCGGCGAAUUUCAAUAAAGCUAAUCGUCUUUUUCGUUCAUCAGUACGAGCUAGUGAAGAUAUAAGACCUAAAUGCAGUUCAGUCUCGUUGCCUCAAGUUCGAUUUCAAUCAAAACUCUCACCUUCGUGUCACUCGUCGAUUACCUUAUACGAUCGAAGUAAUCUACAUUCAACAAACACAUCAACUCUUACGACUGAGCGUAGAAAUGAAGUGCCAGUCAGCGAAGAACCCCGUGAAUCAUUACCGAAAACAAAAAAUCACUUAACUGUUCCAACUAAUGAUGAUCAUUGUCUGCGAACAUCGAAUACACCGUCAAUGAACGAUGAACCACAAGAUUAUGCUUUUAAUGACUCACGCCUAUCGGAUGCCUUGGGCUAUCUACGUAUGUAUCAAAAUCAUAAUCGAAUACAAAUGAAUACACUUCAAUUUAAUGAUCGGGAAGAUCUACAAAUUUUAAUUGAUGGACCGUAUGGAGCACCGUCUCAACAUAUUUUCGAAGCUGAACACGCUGUUCUGAUCGCCGCUGGUAUCGGCAUCACGCCAUUUGCUUCGAUUUUACAGAGUAUCAUGUGCCGUUACCGAAAUCUUCGACAUAAGUGUCCCAAUUGUGAUUAUAUCUGGGAUAAUCCUCAAGAUGAUCAACCGUUUGUUAAAAAGGUCGAUUUCAUUUGGGUCACUCGCGAACAACGUUCAUUGGAAUGGUUCAUUAGUUUAUUAGCACGAAUGGAAAUCGAACAGCAGCAUCUACAGCAAAAUUCCGAUAAAGGGCCUUUACUCGAAGUUCAUUUAUAUGUCACCAGUGCCAAAUCAGCAGCAGAUUUGAAAGCAUUGAAUGUCUAUCUUUCAUUGGAUUUAAUCGGGCGAGAAAAUACUACUAAUUGUGACGCUGUUGAUGGUCUUCGACAACGAACCAAACAUGGCCGACCGGAUUGGGAUCAGGUAAUGAAACUAAUUCAGCAAGUGUCACGAAAAUGA